Molecule: messenger RNA, 321 nt
Organism: Spodoptera littoralis (African cotton leafworm)
Lineage: Eukaryota; Metazoa; Arthropoda; Insecta; Lepidoptera; Noctuidae
Source: the annotation of a GenBank genome assembly
AUGUGGUGGAUGACAGACCAUUGGGGCUACGUCUAUUAUUUUCGAUUUGAUUUACAGUAUGUUGUACAGGAUAAUUUUGUUAAAACUGUGUAUUUGAAUGGUUUUCAAUAUUUUAAUGAACCAGAAUUAUUAAACAUGAUACAUUUUAAAACUGAAAACGUUUCACAAAUAAUAAAUAAAUACAUUUGUAUGAAAACAUUUGACAUAUUUGUUAAAUUCAUAAAUCACAACACAAGCACAGCCAAAUUGAGUUUUAUUUGUACAUUUAUUUCUAUUUUACGACUCAUAUUAGAUUUUUAUAGUCAAAACCAGUUGGAGUGA